Molecule: messenger RNA, 3253 nt
Organism: Chanos chanos (milkfish)
Lineage: Eukaryota; Metazoa; Chordata; Actinopteri; Gonorynchiformes; Chanidae
Exons: 5
Coding region: 221-2938 (905 amino acids)
Source: RefSeq, a predicted model, not a curated record
UCAGCCCAACAAGCCAGGUGUUUUUGGCAGCAGACAAGACUGGCCAUUACAUAGGAAACAGACUAGUAAGUGUAGUACUGCCUCAGCUUCACUCUGUUUAACUGGACACACAGAAGAAGAACACAUCAGGUCACAAGUGGAUUCACAAAACCCUAUCAGAACAAGACUUAGAAAAUUACCUAGUAAAUCCUUAGACACCAGUGCAUCCUAUACCAAACUCAUGAAAGGAGCAGACAUGACUUGCAAACUGCUUGGUCAAAAUCCUUCAGAUGAUUGUAUUGAAGAUGUUGCAAAAAACACAAAACAUAAAGUGGAUCCAAAGAGACAACGGUCUGCACCUCCUUCACAUGGAGAAGCAGAGUUGACUCCACAAGACCUCUGCUCCUCAGCUGACCCCUCUAGAGAAAAAGUCCACAGGAAGCGACUAGCUAACUGUGGCACAGGAACAAGAGACAGACGAAAGAGACAAAAAGAAGCACUUAGCACAGAGACAAGACAAGAAACAACAGAGCAAAGAAACAUAGCACUGAAAAAUGUGGGUACAAGGGGUGUGAAACCAAAAGAGGUCAUCGGAGAAGAUACAACAAAAGAUAUCUCAGCAUUAAUAUCAGGAACAUUGGAAGAGAAUCCAGCAUCUGCUCCUACUUUCAAGAAGAGGAGAGCCAUUUGUACUUCUCCACGAACCCAGGGUUUGGAGACAACACACACUGCAUCUAACACUUCAGGCCCUGUGGAUUUAUUGGAGACGUCAUCAGAAGGUCAGAGGAGAAGGGGAGGAGGUCAAAGAAGGCAGCAGUCAGUACACAGGACACCCUUAAUGUUUUGCACUGGAGAUAACCUAUCCCAAGAGAAACAACAUGACGGUUCAAGUGACAAUAAUAAUUCCAUCCCAACAGAACGAGCAGCUGGCACUUUGAGUCCAUGCCUGGCAGAGCAGACUCCAGCAGACAACCAAUUUCGUAUGUCAGUCAGUGCCAAAUCCCACAGGGCAAGACAGCAUCAGACUUCUGAGCAGGUCAGAGAGCUUCAUGCUGUUCAGAUGAAUGUGACAGUAUUGCAGACAGGGUCUAUUUCAGGAGAACCUCAUGAUGAAACUGCCUUCAAAGGACAUUCAAACCAAGUGGGGAAUGGAAACACAGCGUCUGAGCUUAAGUGCUCCACCAAAACACAGCAACACGACAGGGCAGACAGGGCAGCACAUUCAAUGACAGGGCAGGACAGCUUAGAAACUCUACCUCCAGGAAACACUGUUGAGGGACUUAAGGAGGAGCAGAGAAUGUCCUUGCCUGUGCGACCAAAUACUGCUGAGGAACAAAGGGCAUCUCGGGGUCAGGGUGGGUCUAGAUCUCCGUUGUGGAUGAAUACUGAUCCUGUCAGGGGCAGUGUAAGACCCAGAGAGAAGAGAAAAGCUGAUGCCUCGAAGGAGGAAGACAAUUACACAAACAGGGUGUUCAAAGCAAUGCCCAGACUUGAAGAACAGAGCUGUGUGAGAGAAGACAGCAUCAGAAGAGAGAUGUUAAAUGAAGACUCAGAAGAGCAGGUCAGUAGAGUUGAGCAUAAGGAUGGGAAAGAUAAGAUGCGGAGUAGAAGAGGAACAAAAAAAGGGGACAGACAGAGGAGACGAUGCAGGUCUCAUUUUGGCAGUGGUUCAAAGGUAGAGGAAACUCGGGGACAGACUGAAGAAGAGACACAGGUCGUGUUGUCGGAUAGCAGAUCGGAGCGCCUCACGCGCAGCUUCUCCUGCCCAGAGAUCACUUCUCUCCUGGACCCUGAAAACACCUCAGACACAUCCCCAAUGCCAGUGCCAGCCUUACAUGACAGAACCCCCCCUUCACUUCCCAAAGUGUCUUCCCUCAUUUCAACUACACCCCAUUCUCACGUCAAAUCUAAACGUGCACGUCGACAUACUGUGUGUAGUCUGGAGGUGGAACGGGAGAUUGCUCCUUUGUGUCUUCGCAAGGAAGUCUACCCUGCCAGCAGGACUGUUGUGUAUGGCAAGCCCCCCUUCUGUCCUUCUUACCUCCACUCUCCCUCCACCUCACUCACAGCUCUGGCCUCCUGCUUCUUGUCAAGCCCCCUUGCAUUCCUCUCCAGAAGAUCAGACCAGAGGAGUAAUCGGGCCAGUGCUGCAGGCGAUCACUGCUGUGGUGUGUUCUCCUCCUCCUUGUCUGGUCUUGUGAACACUACAUCAGUGUCAACCUCACACGCUCCUUUUUCAUCCUCCCCCACAACCUGCCAUCCCAAGAAUGUCUCAACGUCCUCUGUGUCUCUCAUGCCGGACCAGUGCUCUUCCUCUCUGUCACUUCUCAGUGAUCUGUCACAGAGCCCAGUAGAGGAGAGCAGAAGGACACAGCAGCAUGACUGUAAGGACAAAGCUGAAGAAAGCCGUUUGACUCUCCACCCCAGGGCCCUAACAGAUGAGAAAGCAUUGUCAGAUUCUGAAAUCAAGACAGACACCAAACAAAGGGGCAAAGUAUCCUCCAUCCGGAUACGAAAAACCCUGCCCAAGCCACAGAACAACCUCACACCAAUGGGCUUACCCAAAGCAAUCAGAGUAAAGAAGAAGGUUUUCAGCUUGGAGGAGAUCUACACUAACAAGAAUUUCACACAGCCCCCUGAAGGGCGGCUGGAGACCAUUUUUGAGGUGCCUGUAGACAGACGAGAUGGCUCUCAGUCUCUGAUUGGCCCAAAGCGCAUAAAGCGAUUUGUUGUGUUCCCUGAAUUGGGUGUGGCCAGAAAGCCCAAGAGGCCUCUGAUUGGUGGCACAGCCGGGGUCGGAGGCCAGAGAAAAGUGGGGGUGAACUUGGCAGGCGGCAGGACAAGACAGGGUGCUUGGGUCACCUCCAGAGACGAGGUCCCCCUUAUGUCAGUAGACCUCGAUUCGCUGUUAUGUUCCAAACUCGCUAUAUUAGAUUCAUUAGUUGCUUCUGACAAAUAGUCUCUCGCAAAACCUGUCCACAUCAUUUUUUAUAACUCCUUUCCUGCCCACCUCGUUUGUCAGGUAGUUUUUACGCUAAGCCUGUCCAAAUAAGUUCAUUUACUUGUUCAUUAUGCUGUGUUUUUCUCAGUUUUACUGAAUGAAGGCUGUGUCACUGUUUUUGGUCAAACAGUUGAUCAUUGAAUGUGGCACAUCCAUGAAUGUGCAUGUUCAGAAUAUAGUAAAAUACAGAUAUAAACAGAAUGGAUUCCAUGGACAGUCUUUUAUCAUUUCAGCCAUGGUCUCAGUAACGUCUUCCCCAGUAGCGGUGGCGUU